Molecule: messenger RNA, 4326 nt
Organism: Aureobasidium vineae
Lineage: Eukaryota; Fungi; Ascomycota; Dothideomycetes; Dothideales; Saccotheciaceae
Source: the annotation of a GenBank genome assembly
AUGUCAUCAACCAUUACCACAAGAAGUGGAAAGGACACUUCCAUCUUUGACAGUCCCACUUUCGACAAGGACCUCCGUAUUCACGUCAACCAGGCUGUAGGUUCUGCCUCCAUCUCGCCAGGUGGAAGAGAUGUCGUACUGGCCUCUCAGCAGGGCCUGCAUAUCAUAGACCUCGACUCACCCUUCUCUCCUCCGCGUCACCUUCGUCAUCAGACUCCGUGGACCCCCGCUGAUGUACAAUGGUCUCCCUUUGCUUCGCGAUAUUAUUGGGUCGUCAGUACUUCCAAUCAGAGAGCUUUGGUGUGGAACCUCGAACUCGCCAGUCUCCACGCCCCUAUAGAGCACACUUUGCAUGCUCACUCGAGAGCAAUCACUGAUAUCAACUUCUCUCCCUUACAACCUGAUCUACUUGCCACAUGUGCAGUCGAUGCCUUUGUACAUUGCUGGGAUUUGCGCGCAUCCGCAAGACCUGUCAUCAGCUUUUCAGACUGGUUUGCUGGUGCCACACAAGUCAAGUGGAAUCGACGGGACCCUCACAUCGUUGCCUCAUCGCACGACAAGUACCUACAUAUUUGGGAUGACCGCAAAGGUGCAUUGCCUCUCAAGACCAUCGAAGCUCACACGACAAAAAUCUAUGGCAUCGAUUGGAGUCGCACUGAGGAGACCAAGAUUGUCACUUGCUCGCUUGAUCGAACCAUAAAAGUCUGGGACUAUGAGUUUUCCGAAAUAGAGCCCGAGCGGGUUAUCAAUACGCCAUUCCCGGUAUGGCGAGCUAGACACACUCCAUUCGGUGAUGGGGUAUUGGCUAUGCCGCAGAGAGGAGACCAUGACUUGCACAUGUAUGAUUGCCGGCCAUCGAACGUGACCAAUACACCAGCUCUUACAGAGCCGAACUACCGCUUUACGGGCCAUGAAGAACAAGUCAAAGAGUUUCUGUGGCGAGGACGUGGCAAUAUCGACGAGUACUCGGAUGGCCGUGAUUUCCAGUUAGUCUCUUGGGGAGCUGAUCACGAAUUGAUUUUGCACCGCAUGGGAGACAAGCAACUUCAGUCUAUCGGAUUCCACAAAGGCAUGCUCACGGAUAAGCCUCCAAAGCUCACUCGAAUUGGUGCCCCCUACAAAUCUUUCAGGGAUAGACCUACAUACUCCAAUACAGCGGUUGAGAGUACCACACAAGGACCUGAAAUGGUCAAUCCUGGAACCAGUCCUGGAAUGAACAAAGUACCUAUACCUAUCGCAGGCGGUUGGACUGACAGCGGCCAAAUGAUGACCUACUCGGGCAUAGAGACUCGCAAUGUCAGACCGCAAGGCAACGGCCUCAUCUCAUGGAUGAAGGGCGUCAAGUUUGGCAAACGCAAGCCGAGCUCACCAGACAGGUUGACCACGCGAAGACUAUCCAUCAUCGCCGAUCUACACCAUCCGGAUUCUCAUGGCGUACGUGAGAACCUGAGUGACGAGAUCAUCCAUGUGGGCGAGAAGUUCACUCGAGUCACUGUCGAAGAAGCAGACGUGUCAAACAGACAUGUCAAGAUAUCUCUCAAUGGGCCAUGGGCUGCUGCGGAUAAACUAGCUUUCAUGCAACUUUGUAUGGACUUUCCUAUUGACUAUCCAGAGAAAGAUCUCCAGGAAAGUAUUAAUUGGCUAGGUCUCGGCAGUCAUGACGUGGUUGCACCUGGUGAAGAAGCUGAGAGCUCGAGUGACGAAGAAGAUGGCUUGCUGGGCGACUUCGGCGGAAGUGCUGAAUCGCAAACAUUAGGAAUGGAAGGAAGUGUGGGAUCGGGCAUCUUUAGCACCAACGCCAACGUACCUCUACCCAGAACUUGCGGAGCGCUCUGGGCUGCAAACGGUCAACUCGUUUGCUUUAUGCCGCCAAAAGAGGAACCCCGAUCAAUUCUGCACAAGUUCGCGGUAGACGACCGGAGCCGAAAUCGUGGAAGUCGAGAAAUCUUUGAAGGGUUUGGAAGACUUCAUCCUGGCCAGACAGAGUCGAAGGCCAAAAGCAAGCCUAGCGCUGAAACAUUCGAGGCUGAUGAUUCAGACAACAGCUCCGAGUUCUCAAGUUCGAGCUCAUCCUCUGGAUCUGAUGAUCCAGAAAUGUUCCUUCGUCGGUUCCAGCCACCAUCUGCCUGGCAUGGUGGUUCUCUGCGAUUUCCACGACUCAAGGGACUUCGAACACAUUCAACCGAAGGUUCGCUACCGACAAGUAACGGGCUCAACAAGAAAGGUGUCGGUGCUAGAAACAAAGUACGGAUCAAAGUUCUUGAUAUGGAAAGCUUACUGCCAUCAAAGCGAAGUCUUGCUUCAGAGUACCUUAUCUACGGCGAUGGAGAAUCUGUCUGCUCGCACAAUGCUAGGGCCGCUCUUCACCAUGGUUUCACUGAGCUGGCCGAUAUAUGGGAGUUUGUUGGAUUGAUCUUGGCUAAGAAAGUUCCUUUGAGCUUGCUAUCCAUGCCAAGACAAGAUACCGAUAUCCGAGUACUGGCGCGUCGGGUGCUCAUUCCGUCGCAGAGAAACGACAGCGGGCUUGAUCUAUCCUUUGAUGAACCGGAAGCUGUGCUUUACCCACAAGAAACAGCCCUGAUCAAAUGGGGCACUCAUCCAUUCGCUGGAUCUUGGCUCAUCGAUACACUGUUCACAUACUUCGAGAAUCUGGCAGACGUUCAGAUGCUGGGAAUGCUCUCGUGCAUUUUCGCACAAUCCUUGUCUCCAGGUGAUCAACGUCCUACCUAUGAGAAUCUUCCACACAAAGAGACAGCUUUUGGGUUCUAUGAACCGAUCAUUUCUGUCUCCGAUCUGUCUAAUAAACAUCGAAGAUCAGGAGCUGGGCUCACAUCUGCAGGAGAUUCGUUCCACGACAUCCGAGAGCAAGUUGCAAGCGAGCCUGUCACACCCUUCUACAACGACAACACUCCUCCAAUGCCACUGUCAAGAGCUAGCACACAUCGUUCCAGUGCUGCACCUAGUCUGUCAACAUCACCGGAACACCAUCGCACCUCUAUACCAAGCGCAACAAGUUCGUUCGCUGCCUCUGUCCUAGCUCGACCAUUCCAGCUUGCUAGCUCUCCUCCUGUUCGUAAUAGGACCAGUGGAGAAGACCUUUCAUCCUCAAUACCCUCACAAGCGGGCAUCAAUUGGAGUAAGAGCAAGCCUUUUACUCGAAGCGACUCGACCAUCCGCAGGAGUUUCAUAACACAAGGCUUUGGAGAUGACUACGAUGGAUCCACAACCGAGGACGAUGAGUCCCUACCACCACAAUCCCGAGUCAAAAUCAGUCUGAAGAAUCAAGACAUGUUUGAUGACGAAGGAUGUCCAAGCGUGGCUUUCCUCGACCCUAAUCAGUCAAUCAAGUUUGCUGUGUAUCGAGCAGUGUAUGCAAACAUGCUAAGUGCAUGGGGCCUCCAGAUGCAACAGAACGAAGUAGACAAACUCGAUGGACUGUUGUCGAACAUCCUCACGCGGACAAAGUCUAGAGAUCGCGGUUCGCAAUCCACUCUCACACUCGGAGAGGUCGAGGAAGAUGAAGAGGCGUUGAACAGUUUGGGCCCGCAGAUCAUCCGAUGCUGCAUGUCUUGCGGUGAGGUUGACAAUCCAGAACGUCGCGGCGCAGAUCGUAAAUGUGUCAAGUGUGGCGGACGAUCACAUAUGCUCUCCUGUAUCAUCUGCUACCAACCCAUUGCCGGUCUUUACAAGGUGUGCCUUGCAUGCGGUCACGUGGCGCACAUCUCUUGUCUUGCUGUUCUUCUCGAAUCACUCGCCGAAGAUGAAAAGCCAGAAUGUGAAGCAGGCUGUGGAUGUGUUUGUGACGAAAACACGGCGGUAGGGGGCGAAGAGAUGUUCGGCCUGGCUAUGCCUACGACGUUCGAGCAGGAAGUCACGAAGGAGACGGGCUUCCGCAUGUUGCAGCCCGUAGAACAAGCUCUCCGCACAGCCAUCACCACAGCAGUCACCACGGUAAUCACCACAGCUGCCAACGAAGCCGUCACCACAGCCUUCAAGCAAGCCGCCACCACAGCCAUCGAACGAGCCGUCAAGGACUCGGUCAAACCUCUGGAUGAUGCAGUCGACACCAAGAUUGCCAGAGCUUUCAGAAGAGCACAUCUUCAGGCCAGCAUCCACGCACGCCGCACCAUGAUCAGUGAGCGAACUGAAGUGUUUGAGAAGUCGGUGGCGAUCGAUCCUGGUCUGGCUACUUGGCUCGCAAGAAAGAAUACUCUAGAUGCCGAGUACAUUGGUGGUUGGAAUGCAGAUCUGGUUCAGAUGGCAAACGAACAAGGAAGACGUAAGGCACUUCUAGGUGUUGAAACUUAUGUUUCUGCGUCUUUCUGA